This is a messenger RNA of Centrocercus urophasianus (Greater sage-grouse), 1489 nucleotides long. It is a transcript of the gene PDCD7, whose product is annotated as programmed cell death 7. The transcript is spliced from 6 exons. Bases 106 to 1392 code for a protein of 428 amino acids. The record is from RefSeq and is a predicted model, not a curated record. Gene Ontology annotation, molecular function: ubiquitin binding. Gene Ontology annotation, cellular component: ESCRT I complex. NCBI's taxonomy places the organism in Eukaryota, Metazoa, Chordata, Aves, Galliformes, Phasianidae. Gene Ontology annotation, biological process: ubiquitin-dependent protein catabolic process via the multivesicular body sorting pathway.
UGGAAAAGAAACAGAAGAAGGAAAGAGAAAAGCUUCUACAGCAGAAACGUGACAUUGAUUCCAAGCUGUUUGGGGAUCCAGGCAGUGAGCAAUCAGGCAGGGACAAUGAGCUACCUGGACGGAGUGCCCUUCCGGACUGCUGUGAGCCUCGAGGGCAACUCUGCAGGAGAAAGCACCUUCAUCAAGGCACCAGCCAUAGAGCUCCCUGACUGCACCGACAUCCUCAUGAGCACCAUGCACGACUUCUCACUGGAGCGAAAGGUGCAGUACUGGCUGGAGGCCGCUUCUCAGCACCAAACCCCCUGGCAGCAGCUCCACACCGACGCCAUCCCCACGGCCCCACCAUGCUGGCUGCUGCUGGUGGACGCCGCUGAGGGCAAGGAGACAGCAGUGAGCAGAGUGAAGGAGGGCACGGUGCGGCGCAGCAUCAGCCUCAGUGCCGAGCGGGGCCGGGGAAGAGCCUCCGACACAGAGAGUGAGGCUGUGUGCUCAGAGGACGAUGAGUGCUGGGAGGACGAUGAGUAUUCCUCCACCUCCUGGGAGGAAAAUGACAGGGAGGAGCACAUUCUCCGGAGGAGAAACCAGCAUGGCUUGCAGCAGAUCAGACCAAAGACGUCGCCUGGCUUGCUGGAGCCUCCUUCAGAGAAUGGCUUCAAGGCCACGAGCCCAGAUCCAGGCAAGCAGAGGAGGUCCAUGGUUUUGUUCAACAACAUGAAGAAUGAGCUGGAAGCAGCCAGGAGGAAGCUGGCUGCGUUGGUGCAUCCUUUAAACAGAGCCACAGCCGAAAGCAAAGGGGCUCUCAUGCCACCAGCGCUCCCCCAGCACUGCCGAAGCAACAGGAGCCUCAAGUUUGGACCGGCAGCAGAGGGGUCUCACAUGGGAAGCCUGGUGCCAGCUCCCCCCGCGGCACCCGAUGCCUCCAUGCCACCCAUUCGCAAGCACAAGCCUACAGUCCCGUCCCUCAGCCCCUACUCCUGCCUGCCCCCAGCACGGCCGCUGGCAUCCCGCAAAGCCAAGCCAGAUUCAGCGGCUGACCUGCUGUCAGCGCUGAGCCAGGAGGAGCGCGACCUCAUCGAGCCCGUCAUUGCCUUGGGCUACCCGGCCCGCAAAGCCAUCCUCACUCUUCAGAAGACCGGGAGGCAAAGCCUGGGGCAGUUUCUGGGCUACCUCCGCGCCUGUGACCGGCUGCUGAAGCAGGGCUAUGAGGAGGGGCAGGUGGAGGAGGCCAUGGAAAUGUUCCAGUACUCGGAGAAAAAGGCAGCUGAAUUCCUGCACUUGUUAGCUCAGUUCAACGACAUGGGUUUCCAGCAAAAUGAAAUCAAAGAAGUCCUCCUGCUCUGUGGGAACCAGAGGGACAAGGCGCUGGAAGAGCUCAUGAUGAAGAGGCAGUGAAUGUGCCCAGCACCUACAAAGCAGGAUGCAUCCUGCUGCCCAUCCCUUCCUAGGCCACAUUUACAAAUACAGCCACGUGCAGAUUCUUACACUGUGA